Messenger RNA from Ochlerotatus camptorhynchus, 2052 nucleotides. Its product is annotated as chorion peroxidase-like. Bases 499 to 2037 code for a protein of 512 amino acids. The record is from RefSeq and is a predicted model, not a curated record. Gene Ontology annotation, biological process: response to oxidative stress. Lineage: Eukaryota; Metazoa; Arthropoda; Insecta; Diptera; Culicidae. Gene Ontology annotation, molecular function: heme binding; peroxidase activity. The transcript is spliced from 3 exons.
UAAGAAAAAAAGUCAUUUCAUAAGUCCAAAAACAUUCAUAACGAUUGGUUAACAAACAACAGGGAUACAAUGUUUUUAAUGACAAUAAAAUUUAAGGUGGGCCUAUUGUCCUGACACGCACUGUAUUCUGAAAGUUGGCUACGCCUUGAUCGAAUGACUGCAGAAUUUUUAACAGAUUUCCCAUGCAGAUCCCUUUAAACACACCUCCUUUGAACAAUAUAACAAAGCAUACAGUUUAUAACAUGGCACGUGUAUGGAUUUUAUUAUCGAACAUUUCCCGGAGACAUGUUUAUGUCGUUGAAAACGACAUAGCACAAAUCAUCAUGCCCAUAAUUUCUAUGGACGUGCCUUUCAUUUCUGCAUGCUUUAAGUUUUGCAAAGUUUAUCUAUAGUAUAGGUCCGACAUCACAGCAAUUGUUUGCGUUAGUUGUAUUGCAGAACUGACUGGAGCGACUUCAUACAUUGUGAUAAUGUGCUAAUUUGCAGAACUGAAGCAACAUGCAGAGACUUUUCGUGAUUUUUACGCUUGCCUCGUGCAUUGUGGCAUUGUUCGAUGAUCUUCAUUUACCUGAUAAUCCAGUGUACUACAAGGAAUACCACAGGCAGUGCGGUGUACCUUUGAAAUGUGCUAGCGAUUGGCGGUGUCCUAACGUUUACAAUUGGAAGCAUUUGGAACUGUGGGCUCAGCAGGAAGCUAUCAAUCGGUUCGAAUGGGAAUCGAGCUUUCAGAAUAAUCCGUGUUAUCUGGUUAGCGAAAAAGAAUACGAUUUCAAUUUGUUUUUCACCAACGCUCUGGACUUUGAUGACGAAAUUGGAGUUAAAAAUACUUUGACUACGGACAUUUUACUGCAACAUCUGGCUAGUCAAGGAAAAUGCACCGUAAGGAAUUUGCUGGAAGGAUACUGUCCAAACGUCAAUCGGUCACUGUCUUUGGACAAAUGUCAGCACAGAAAAGCAUACGACUGCGAUCCCAACUAUCCGUAUCGCACUUACAAUGGAGUGUGCAAUAAUCUGCGACACACAACUUGGGGUCAAUCUGGCAAUCCGCUCAAACUGGAAAUGGCACCGUGCUUCGAUGACUUCGUUUCAAAGCACCGUAUGAGCACGUCCGGACGAAGUCUUCCCAACAACAGAAACAUUAUCAGUGAUAUUCAACGUGCGAAAAACAGCCAAGGUACCGUUGUGCCACCCACCGCAAUAUUCAACAUAUUUGGUUUAAUAUUUUCCGAAUUCGUCACUUCGGACAUGGUUGGUCGAGCUAUGAAACGGACUCGUAAUGCUACAUCAGGCUUCCGAGGAUGUCGUGCUGAUGGAAGUGAUGUAUCACUAUUCCGAGCACCACUAACAGAGCCGUUGCAUAUCUUCAAUAUAGAUCCAAACUAUGGUCCAAAGAAUGUGAAGUGCUUAAAUUUUAGUCCGAUUGAAAAUGCUAACGAUCAAUGUGACAUAAGGUACCCUUCAAAGAGGAGCAUCGCAACGAGUUAUCUCGAUAUGUCUUCGACGUACGGUGAGGGAAAAUACGAUAGCACAGGAAAAUUAGUUACCUCAUUCUGUGAAGCAUCUUCAACGUUCGGUCAGAGUCAUGUCAUCACAAUUCAAUUCUUGGCCGUAGCUGGACUUUUCUCACAACUCCACAACUACUGUAUUGACCGAGUUAGUUUAUGUGGCCAAGGUCAAUCCAAAGAGGACAUGAUAGAAAAGUGUCGAUCAUUGACAAUAGGUGUAUAUCAACGCAUAGUUUACGAGGAACUUUUGCUAGCUUUGUUUGGCGAAGAGUUCUAUAGUCAGUGCAAUUUUGAUUGUGAAUACGACGAGGGUUUAGAAUCCAGUAUUUCUUCUACGUACACCAAUGCACUGGGCCGAUUUCAGCACAUAUGGAUGCCAGAAAAUUUCACACUAGUGGAAGGCAACGAUCGCAUUCAGAAAUCUGUGCCUGAGUUUUUCCUUAAUCUUGAGACGUAUGACUGCUCGAUGGUACUGGAGGGAACGUUCGAUGAUCCAAUUCGUAUCCAAACAUUAUCAGAAUCUGUAAACUAGCACUUAUUUUGCAAC